AGCAAUAAUAGCAGUUUGCAUGAAUAUUGUCCCUGACGAAAGCAGUUAAUAAGCUUGAAUUAGUUUAUAAAAGUUAUAUAUCAUGCCACCUAAUAACAAUAAUAAGAAGUACGCUGUUGUGAAAUUUCUUCCUCUCAAAAACAUGGAAGAAGAAACUGUAGCCGUGGUCCCAUCUUCAUGGAUAGACUAUGAAUUUGAUAUAUGUAAAUGGCCACCGAAAAAAUAUCAGUCCGAUAAAAUUAAUAGAUGGGUUAUGAGUCUAACGGAACCAAAACAUGAUUUCGAAGAUAUGCCAAUACAAAUUAUGUAUGAAUAUAGCACAUAUGCAAAAGCACGCAAGGCUAGUAUUAAAGCUGAAGAAGAUAGUGCUAUUGAUACGGCUGCUGGAGAAACAGAUAUAGAUAAACCUCGGAAAAGGCAUAAACCUGCAAAAUAUAUCACAUCGUCUGAUAAUUCUGACAACGAUUUCGAUCAAAUGAAAUCAAAAAACCAAAAAUAUUCCGAGAAAUAUUCCAUUGUUAACGACAGUAGUGAUGAAGAAGCAGUUCCUACAGCAGAGGAUAUUAGAAAUAAAGUGAAAACACUUUUAGAUAAUAAACAAUUAUCUUCUUCACAAGAUGGAUAUGAAAAUCCCUCAUCUUUAGAAGCCACAUCUCUUCAAAAUAAAUCACCACCAUAUGAAUCGUUACCCUGGAUAUCCUGUGGAAAAAGCACGACUUCUCUUAAUGAUACAGUUAAAGAUACUGCUUCAUCUUCUAAGACUGUGAUACUUCAAUCGAAUCAUAAAUCUUCCUUACCAUCCUUAAUGAAAAAUGUUCGUACGCACUCAGAUCCCCAUGUUACUGCCGUUCUUAAAACUGUAGUUGAUAGGCAAGAAAAAAUGAAUGGUAAAAUAGAUCAUGUUAUUUUGAUGCUUAAUAGAAUUUAUCGUAAAGUAGCCCCAGAAGAGGAAAAAAUCAUUAAGCCGAGAAAUCUUCCUACACUUCCUUUAAAUAAUGAAGACUCAUUCUUAGAAAUCCAAAAGUUCUUGUUGAGUGAUGAUAACUUUUACCCUGUAGUGGAUUAUUUUGUUAAACUAAUGAAGGUUAAUGAACAGACUGAUGAAUAUGCAGCUGUUGGCCGUUUAUUACCAAAAGUAAUAUCAAAUUCUUUGGCUCGAAUGGUCAAUUAUUCAGGAUCAGGUGACAAACUUAAAUUCGAAAAUACAAAACUUCAUGAGGCAAUCAGCUGUGCUGUUUUAAAUGCAUUUCCAAAGAGUAAUUUAACAAAAACGGAGAAAAAACUCCAAUGAUGGUUUUACACCAGUAAUCAGCGAAAAAUUUAAA
Molecule: messenger RNA, 1325 nt
Organism: Trachymyrmex cornetzi
Lineage: Eukaryota; Metazoa; Arthropoda; Insecta; Hymenoptera; Formicidae
Exons: 9
Coding region: 83-1291 (402 amino acids)
Source: RefSeq, a predicted model, not a curated record